AAAGUAAAGGUGUUCUUCCUGUCUACAAAUUGAUAGGGCAUUGUGCAAAAGUCUUCACCAGCUCUUCCCUCUGUCUCGCUCGAUCGCUCAGCCCUCGCUGUCCUUUCUGUCACCUUCGGAUCUGAUCUGAACCAUGCCUUCUUUUGCUAUCAAUCUAAAGGAAAAUAAACGGGUUAAGAAGCUCCAUGCUCAAAGUAGGAACAGACGAGAAAAGCCGUAUCGGCAGACAAUCAGAGCUAGCAUGCGACGAUUGAAAAAAGAAAUGGAAGAGAUAAAGGAAGAGCAAGAAAUCAUCAAGGCUCAGCAAGAAAUCAUCAAGGCUCAAAGGCAAGUUCAUGAAAAGUUUUCAGCUAUUGAAUUGGAAUGCGAACAAUUAAGGAACGAAACUCAACUGAUAAUGCAUCAGAGGGCAAAUGAUCAACUUCGCGUUGCUUUGAACUUCAACACAGCUUGGCUUCAAUCUUAUCUCAACAGAGUACUUCGUGAUUCACAGGCAGGGACAGAGCUGAUUGCUGUUCAACGGAAUCCUGUGAGUUCGGUGGGAUCAAAUGAUCCAUGUCAAGGUAGUGCAUGCUAAUAUAUUUUGAAAGCAAUUUCAAAUUGAAGUUCAUUAUAUGUAUGAUCCUUAGUCUUGAUAUCACUAUCUAUCUUGCAUGAAUAGAGUUGUUCAUGGAUUGAUUUCAUCGUAAGUGUUCUUAACCUUGAAUGUCA
Messenger RNA from Hibiscus syriacus, 711 nucleotides. RefSeq lists its product as uncharacterized. The record is from RefSeq and is a predicted model, not a curated record. The coding region runs from base 134 to 577 and encodes 147 amino acids. NCBI's taxonomy places the organism in Eukaryota, Viridiplantae, Streptophyta, Magnoliopsida, Malvales, Malvaceae. The transcript is spliced from 4 exons.